Cyclospora cayetanensis is the source of this 1764-nucleotide messenger RNA. RefSeq lists its product as uncharacterized. The transcript has 14 exons. Gene Ontology annotation, molecular function: oxidoreductase activity, acting on the aldehyde or oxo group of donors, NAD or NADP as acceptor. The coding region runs from base 1 to 1764 and encodes 587 amino acids. NCBI's taxonomy places the organism in Eukaryota, Apicomplexa, Conoidasida, Eucoccidiorida, Eimeriidae. The record is from RefSeq and is a predicted model, not a curated record.
AUGGCAACGGCAGACAUGAAUGAGGCAAUCUCCCGUGUCGCUGCGAAGAAGACGGAGUGGGCAUGUUUGUCCCCCGCCCGGAAGCUUGAGAUCCUGGAUUUGCUCCUGGACAACCUAUAUGCCCACUGUGAAGAGCUUCAGGAGGCUUCUAUAAUCAAGAGGGAUGGCGAGACAGACACUGCGCCAGCGUACGACGCCCUGGAACCCCAUGAGCUCACGGCGUUGCAAAAUUCAUCCAGGUCUACCCACUGGCUCCACUCGAGCAUGCUUAUUGGAAACUGGCUGGUCAUCAUUCGCGAGUACUUUGAAGCGGUCGUUAAGACGGGGGCCCCGCCGAAGCCUGUGGCAGUACGGGAGAUGCCGACUGAAGAAGGGAAGCCGCAGCGAUUCCUUGUGAAGGUUGGUCCUCAAGGUCUACUGCACACGACUUUGGUGACUUACGGGUCCAUGGAGUUGAUGGUGGAGGGCCCCGUCGAACAGGAGAUGCUACACGAGAAACCCCCCGGAGUCUCAGCUAUUUUGGGCGCAGGCAACUUCGAUGGGCCCAUAGAUUUGCUGACUUCUCUAUUCAUAGAAAAUAGAGUUUGCGUGUACAAGGUGAGCCCAUAUAAUUCUCUUUUGCUGGAUCCUUUGAAUAAAGUUUUCGCGCCUCUGACUGAAAAUGGAUACGCUGCCUUUAUUUAUGGCGGUCCCGAUGAGGGCAAGGCUCUGCUGAACCACCCAGAGGUCGACAAAUGGUACAUGACAGGGUCAGCGGCCACUGCCUAUACUAUCCUUUGGGGCUCCCCUACACCCCCUUCCUCCCCAGCAGAGCCACUGCUCAAUAAGGAUAUGACUGUGGAACUGGGGAACUGCACGCCAUGGAUUAUCUGCCCAGGCAAAUGGUCGCAGAGGCAGCUAAAGUGGCAUGCUUCCGCGAUCGCUGCCGCUAUGAGUUUUAACGGAGCCCAUAUCUGCGCGCAUCCGCAAGUCCUCGUAACCUGCAAGAAUUGGCCUCAGAGGAAAGAGUUCUUGCAGCUGAUUCAGAUGUGCAUUAACGAGAUCAACUACGUUGGGUGUUACUACCCGGACUUUGUUGCACGGAUGGAGUCAACCAAGCGACAACUUAUGGAAUUGGGAAGGAAACCGGAGGAUUUCGAGAUUCAAGUUCAAUGCCCUCUUUCAAAAGAUACAGACAUAAAGUGUAUUAUUUUCGCCACUGACCUUCCUGAGGAUUGUUUCUUCACCCAGCAGGAAACCUUCUCUCCGUGCUGCGGUGAAGUGCAACUGGAUACGGACGGGACCAUUGAAGCGUUCCUUCCCGUUGCAGUUAAAUAUGCCAAUGAAAAAGUGCACGGUGGUCUUUCUGUCAGCGUCUCAGUGAAGCCUAUUACACCAAAAGAGGAACAGGCUGUUGAACAGGCAAUAGCGGACCUGGAAUACGGUGCUGUACAUAUCAACACGGACAGCAAGCUCAGCAUUGCAUUUCCGUCGUUAAUAUGGGGGGGUCGCCCAGGUUCUAACAUAUACAACCUGAACUCUGGAAUAGGAUUUAUUGGAAACUGCUUUGGCUUCAAGAGGCCGGUUAAGUCGGUCGUCCGCGCACCUAUUUUAAACUUUACUCACAUGAUCCUGACAGCUCCAAACAGUUCAAGUGCUAAACGAAUGGCAAAGCUAUGGCGGCGCAUUAGUCAUGCUACUUUUCAACGGAGAAGCUCGCAGAGCUGGUGGAGUUUCGCCGGUGGUUUGACGAAGAUAGCUUCUGCAUUCGCGGCCAAUUUGUAA